GGGGCGCCGGAGCCCUGCGGAUGGAGGCGCGGGCGGCGCGGCGCGCUCAUUCCGCUCCGGCGUUGCUGGCAGGGGGAGGCGCAGUCACUGGCCCAGAAUCCGGGCCCGGACUCUGGGCGGCAGGCGGCUCUCGGGGUUGGGAUGCGCCGGGGGCUCCGUGGCGGCGGCGUUGGCGGCGGCGUGGGCGGCUGCCGGGGGACGAGCUAGCGCCGCGUCGCGGGGAGCCAGUCGAGCCCGGACUGCAAGCGGAGGCGGGGGCGCAGGCGGGGGCGCAGGCGGAGCGGCGGCCGCAGUCGGAGCCGGAGCCGGAGCCCGAGCGCCGCGCGCCCACCAUGGCCGCCCAGGGCGAGCCCGGCUACCUGGCGGCGCAUUCGGACCCGGGCUCCAACAGCGAACGCAGCACUGACUCGCCGAUGCCCGGCUCCGAGGACGACCUGGUCGCCGGGGCGCCCCUGCAUAGCCCCGAGUGGAGCGAGGAGCGCUUCCGCGUGGACAGGAAGAAACUUGAGGCCAUGUUACAAGCUGCUGCUGAAGGAAAAGGCAAAAGUGGGGAAGACUUUUUUCAGAAGAUCAUGGAGGAAACAAAUACACAGAUUGCUUGGCCAUCAAAACUGAAGAUCGGAGCCAAAUCCAAGAAAGAUCCCCAUAUUAAGGUUUCUGGAAAGAAAGAAGAUGUUAAGGAGGCCAAGGAAAUGAUCAUGUCUGUCUUAGACACAAAAAGUAAUCGAGUCACCUUGAAGAUGGAUGUUUCACAUACAGAACAUUCCCAUGUAAUCGGCAAAGGUGGCAACAACAUUAAAAAAGUGAUGGAAGAAACAGGAUGCCACAUCCACUUUCCAGAUUCCAACAGGAAUAACCAAGCAGAAAAAAGCAACCAGGUAUCUAUAGCAGGACAACCAGCAGGAGUAGAAUCUGCCCGAGUUAGAAUUCGGGAGCUGCUUCCUUUGGUGCUGAUGUUUGAGCUGCCAAUCGCUGGGAUUCUUCAACCAGUUCCCGAUCCUAACUCCCCCUCGAUUCAGCACAUAUCACAAACGUACAACAUUUCGGUGUCAUUUAAGCAGCGUUCUCGAAUGUAUGGUGCUACUGUGAUAGUACGAGGGUCUCAGAAUAACACCAGUGCUGUGAAGGAAGGAACUGCCAUGCUGUUGGAACAUCUCGCUGGGAGCCUAGCAUCAGCUAUUCCCGUGAGCACACAACUAGACAUUGCAGCUCAACAUCAUCUCUUUAUGAUGGGUCGAAAUGGAAGCAACAUCAAACAUAUCAUGCAAAGAACAGGUGCUCAGAUCCACUUUCCUGACCCCAGUAAUCCACAGAAGAAAUCCACCGUCUACCUCCAGGGCACCAUUGAGUCUGUCUGUCUUGCAAGGCAAUAUCUCAUGGGUUGUCUUCCCCUUGUGCUGAUGUUUGAUAUGAAGGAAGAAAUUGAAGUUGAUCCACAGUUCAUUGCUCAGUUGAUGGAACAGCUCGAUGUCUUCAUCAGUAUUAAACCAAAGCCGAAACAACCAAGCAAGUCUGUGAUUGUGAAAAGUGUUGAGAGAAAUGCCUUAAAUAUGUAUGAAGCAAGGAAAUGUCUCCUCGGACUUGAAAGCAGUGGGGUUACCAUAGCAACCAGCCCGUCCCCAGCAUCGUGCCCUGCCGGCCUGGCAUGUCCCAGCCUGGACAUCUUAGCUUCGGCAGGCCUCGGACUCACUGGACUAGGUCUUUUGGGGCCUACCACCUUAUCUCUAAACACAUCAACAACUCCAAACUCACUCUUGAAUGCUCUUAAUAGCUCAGUCAGUCCUUUGCAAAGUCCAAGUUCUGGCACCCCCAGCCCCACAUUAUGGGCACCCCCGCUUGCUAACACUUCAAGUGCCACAGGUUUUUCUGCUAUACCACACCUUAUGAUUCCUUCUACUGCCCAAGCCACAUUAACUAAUAUUUUGUUGUCUGGUGUACCCACCUACGGGCACACAGCUCCAUCUCCCCCUCCUGGCUUGACUCCUGUCGAUGUCCAUAUCAACAGUAUCCAGACAGAAGGCAAAAAAAUCUCUGCUUCUUUAAAUGGACAUGCACAGUCUCCGAAUAUAAAAUAUGGUGCAAUAGCCACUUCAUCACUUGGGGAAAAAGUGCUGAGUGGGAAUCACAGUGACCCAUCUAGACAGACAACUGGACCUGAGCAGCCAUCUCCCAAGUCAAACCCUGUGGAAGGUUGUAACGAUGCUUUUGUUGAAGUAGGCAUGCCUCGAAGUCCUUCCCAUUCUGGGAAUGCUGGUGACUUGAAACAGAUGAUGGGUCCUUCCAAAGUUUCCUGUGCCAAGAGGCAGACAGUAGAACUGUUGCAGGGCACAAAAAACUCACACUUACACAGCACUGACAGGUUGCUCUCGGACUCUGAGCUGAGUGCUGCAGAAAGCCCUUUGGCUGACAAGAAGGCUCCCGGAAGUGAGCGUGCCGCGGAGAGGGCUGCAGCUGCCCAGCAAAACUCCGAAAGGGCUCGUCUGGCCCCACGGCCAUCGUAUGUCAAUAUGCAGGCAUUUGACUAUGAACAAAAGAAACUAUUAGCAACCAAAGCUAUGUUAAAAAAACCAGUGGUGACAGAAGUCAGAACACCCACAAAUACCUGGAGUGGCCUGGGGUUUUCUAAAUCCAUGCCAGCCGAAACCAUAAAGGAGCUGAGAAGGGCCAACCAUGUGUCCUAUAAGCCCACAAUGACAACGACUUUUGAGGGCUCAUCAAUGUCCCUCUCGAGAUCCAGCAGUCGUGAACACUUGGGAAGUGGAAGUGAAUCUGAUAACUGGAGGGACCGAAAUGGAAUAGGACCCCCAAGUCCUAGUGAAUUUGCAGCUUCUGUUGGCAGCCCCAAACGUAAACAAAACAAAUCAACGGAACACUAUCUCAGCAGUAGCAAUUACAUGGACUGCAUUUCUUCGCUGACGGGAAGCAAUGGCUGUAACUUGAACAGCUCUUUCAAAGGCUCUGACCUCCCUGAGCUCUUUAGCAAACUGGGCCUGGGCAAAUACACAGACGUCUUCCAGCAACAAGAGAUCGAUCUUCAGACAUUCCUCACUCUCACAGAUCAGGAUCUGAAGGAGCUGGGAAUUACGACUUUUGGUGCCAGAAGGAAAAUGCUGCUUGCUAUCUCAGAACUAAAUAAAAAUCGAAGAAAGCUUUUUGAACCACCAAGUGCACGCACCUCUUUCCUGGAAGGCGGAGCGAGUGGGAGGCUACCCCGUCAGUAUCACUCGGACAUUGCUAGUGUCAGUGGCCGCUGGUAGCAAUAUCCUCGAGGCAUGCACCCGCCAAAUCUAUCAAGUUGGACACAGGAGAUCUGUGAACAGCCUUCACUGCACACCGUCCUCAGUACUCUGGGUGUCUGGUAUCAGGACCAACGCAUCUUACUCAAACCUGAACUUUGUGCCAAAAAGCAAGAAAAGAGAGAAGGUGAUCUUAUGUCAUCAUACAGAAAUGCCACAUUUGGAUGACUUUUUUUAAACUGCAAUCCGACAGAACUUGCAAUUUGAGGGUAGGGCUUUAUUUCCUGUUUUUAUUUACCUAAGUAAUGUAUGCACUGAUUUUUUUUUACUUAAAAUGAAGGAUUAAUUGACAUCUGGGAUGCCAGAAAACUUAGAGGUUCUUUUUGUUUGCUUGUUUUGUUUAGGGAUUUGGGGAUUUUUUAAAAAAAUAAUCAAAAUGGAAUUUUCUGGUACUGCUUUAAAAUAAUUAUUGAGGUCUUUCAGCACUUUACACUUUCUAAUUUCUUGUCCUGUGGAAAUCAUGCCUCUUUCUCUCAACUUUCAUGUCACCUGAUGUAUUGGUACAAAUCAGAUUUAGGCAUACUUUUCUGACAAUCAAAUUUUUAUUUGAAAUGGUACUGGAUUAUCAGUUUUGUGCCAAAUAUUCUGACUUUGGGAAAUGUAAAUGACUCCCCUUGGUUCUGGACCAGUUCUGUUCAUUUAUAUCAACAUCCUAGAAAUAAUUAGCAAUUAACCUAUUUCACAUAACAGGUACAAAGAAAGACCAGAUGGACUUUGCAAUAUUAACCCUUUGCAGUCAUCAUAUUUAGCUGCUGCCUGUAUUGCUAAAAUGAUUUUAAUGGUUGUCUGAAGGCAAAGGGCUAUUCUUUAGUAUACUGCCACUAAAGGACACUUAUUUAUAUCAAACUUUUAUUUUUAGAUAUUAUAAGCAUACAGUACAUAACUGAUUAAAUUGAUAUCUACUAGAGAUUUAUGGUAGAGAAUGGACGGCAUUCAAUAACUGGAGCCCUAGAUUGUCACUUUAUUUAAAAAAAAAGACAAAUAAUCAUCUGACAAGACAGCACUGUUGCCUUUAAGAGGAGAAAUAGAUUACUAUCCUUAUCAUGUACACUCUAGCUGUGCUCCAUAUGGUCACAGGACUUUCAAAAACCAUAUCUGUCUGCUUGAAGUAGACUUGUGUUUGUUGAGAACAGAAAGGCUUUAUUUAAGUUUCCAGGAUGACAGUUUAUAAAAACAGCGGAGUUCCAAAGGAAGACCCAAAGAAAAAGACUAUUUUCUAAGUGGCUAGACUCAUUGUUACUAUCUAUACUGUGAAAGUCCAAGAAAUCAGGCAACAUUGUUUCCUAGGUCUUUUCGGACAUCUUACUAUAGAUUUAUGAAGGGUUUUCAAUCCAUGAAGAAAAUCACUAAGUGCCUCUCUUUCUUCAAGGCAAUAUUAUUUCCAAGUGUAUUGAUUUGUUGGAAAACUUUCCCAUAGGAAAUGUUGUGAAUUACCUGUACUGUAAUGACUUAUUUAUGUUCAGUAUUCAAGACUUUCUACAUGGACAUAAACCACUGUCACACAUUCUCAGCAGAAGGUAUUACAUAAGCCUACAUAACAAUUGGGGACUUUCAUACAAAUGUGAGAUUAGAAAGAUUCGCCAGAUAUUUUUCCAUGACUAAGUCUUUCCAUUAAAGUAAGAAAAAGAAUUGAAAUUUUGCUCUCAGAAAAAAAUUUCACCUUAAAAAAUAAUAUUGGUAACCUGGAAGGCAUAAGUAAUGGGCCUGUCAUAAAAUUAUAUCUGUAAUGACAGCACGAAGGGGAUGCCCAUUCCUAACUGAAUCUUGCAUGCUUAGGUGUGAGAACUAAAUUGCUUCUUUUGCGAGUACAACAGAAUCAUCCUGUGCACAAGGCACAUGAAUACGAUGGAGUUUCCUGCUUUACGUGGCUGUAUGGACACAUCACGCUACACAUUCAGCACAGGGUAAGAAUUUGGAUUCAUUUCCUGUUCCACUCAGUGCUAUAAGUUUCAUUUCUUUAAUAAGACCUUCCUAAAUUAGAAAAAAUAAUAACAUCAUUUAGAGCUCUUUCCCCAGCUCUACCAUGCAGUUGUAAUAGGAGGAAGAUGGGAUGAAUUCACAGUAUUAAGUUGAUAACAGGUUUUAUGAACAGUGCUUUGAUACUAUGCCAAAGAGAAAACUGUCCCAGUUAAACUAGAUUAAAUAGGGUGGCUAAAAAUUAAAAACAAAAACAAAAACAAAAAACACUGGAAAUUACUUUUCUCACUUUCUCUUGAUGCAAUGAAGGGAAUAUGACACUACAGUAUAUGGUGUUGUCAGUGUUAUAUGAUGCACAAAAUAUUUGGAUUAUUUGAAUAAAUGUUAGCUUUUAAUCAGUCUGUGCCUUAAUAGUGACCGGUUAUCUGUAAAUAGAGAACAGAUACAGAUUGUAUUUUUGUGGGGGGUUUUUGUCCUUCUAGUGAUUUUUUUUUUAAAUGAGAGAUGGAAUUAAGCAUUGAAAAUGGGAAUUUUUCUAAACUAAUCAAGUGUUAUAUGAAAAAUAAAUUUAUAUAACCCCUUUGUAUUGCCCUUGCUA
Molecule: messenger RNA, 5811 nt
Organism: Mustela erminea (ermine)
Lineage: Eukaryota; Metazoa; Chordata; Mammalia; Carnivora; Mustelidae
Gene: BICC1
Product: BicC family RNA binding protein 1
Exons: 21
Coding region: 21-3257 (1078 amino acids)
Cellular component (GO): cytoplasm
Molecular function (GO): protein binding; RNA binding
Source: RefSeq, a predicted model, not a curated record